GGGAUUACAGGCGUGAGCCACCGUGCCGGCCUCCUCGAAUACUUUUGAAAGUCCUGCACUCCUGAGUGCCUGCCAUGAGGCAGACUCUGUGUUUAGGCUCUGGGGAAGCACAGGGGAAUGGCUGCGUUCUUGCUCUGGAGGAGCCAUCGGUGCAGUGUUGGAUAGACAACAUGUAAGCAGGUGUAUUUCAUACAUUGUCACAGAUGCUAUAAAGAGAAGCUCAAGGGCUGCAGGAACACAGAACACUGUUGGAGAAUCUUGGCAGGCCUCACAUACAGGCACACGACCGACUGAGCUGGCGGUGGUCCAAUGGCUGGAGACACCCACUGCCCCGCAGAGCCCCUGGCCGGAGAAGGCACUCUUUGGGAGGCCCUCAGGGCGCUCCUGCCACACACUAAAGAAGACCUGAAGCUGGACCUCGGGGAGAAAGUGGAGAGGAGCGUGGUGACGCUGUUGCAGCAAGCCACUGAGCUCUUCUACAAGGGCAGGAGGGCCGAGUGUCUGCAGACCAGCGAGGUGAUCCUGGACUACUCCUGGGAGAAGCUCAACACGGGCACGUGGCGGGACGUAGACAAAGACUGGCGCCAGGUCUACGCCAUGGGCUGCCUCCUGAAAGUCCUGUGUCUGUGCCAGGCACCUGGGGACGCCACCACUGUGGCCGCAGCCCUGCGGGUCUGUGACAUGGGCCUGCUGAUGGGGGCGGCCAUCCUUGGGGACAUCCUCCUUAAAGUCGCUGCCAUCCUGCAGGCACACCUCCCUGGAAAAAGGCCUGCCCAUGGCUCCACCCCGGAGCAGCCCUGCACAAAGAAAGCGAGGACGGACCAUGGUUCGAUUCCAGAUGUGAAGUUAGAAAGAACAGUGCCCCGGCUGCACUGCCCAUCCCUCCAGCAUUUCAGGGAGCAGUUUUUGGUUCCAGAGAGGCCUGUGAUCCUGAGAGGCGUGGCUGACCACUGGCCGUGCAUGAAGAAGUGGAGUCUGGAGUAUAUCCAGGAGAUCGCUGGCCACCGAACCGUCCCUGUGGAAGUUGGCUCCAGGUACACAGACGAGGAAUGGUCCCAGACACUCAUGACGGUCAAUGAGUUCAUCAGCAAAUACAUCGUGAAUGAGCCGAGGGACGUCGGGUACCUUGCUCAGCACCAGCUCUUUGACCAGAUCCCGGAACUGAAGCAGGACAUCAACAUCCCCGACUACUGCAGCCUGGGCAGUGGGGAGGAAGAGGAGAUCACCAUUAAUGCCUGGUUUGGUCCCCAGGGAACCGUCUCCCCGCUCCAUCAGGAUCCCCAGCAUAACUUCCUAGUCCAGGUGAUGGGGAGGAAGUACAUCCGGCUGUAUUCCCCGCAGGAGUCAGAGGCUCUGUACCCUCAUGACACGCACCUUCUCCAUAACACAAGCCAGGUGGACGUGGAGAAUCCUGACCUGGAGAAGUUCCCCAAGUUUGCCAAGGCUCCGUUCGUGUCCUGCAUCCUGUCCCCUGGAGAGGUCCUGUUCAUCCCAGUGAAACACUGGCACUACGUGCGAGCUCUGGAUCUGAGCUUCUCGGUCAGCUUCUGGUGGUCAUAGCCAGGAAGGGAACUGAAGGGGCCUGACGUGCAGACAGCAUUCAUCUGUUCACGGAUUUCCUGCUCGGUGGUCCCCCUGCUGCUACAGAGACAAGCAGGACUGAACCUGUGCCCUGAGGACCCUUUACUGCCCAGUGGCAGCCCUGAGGGGUCGAGCUCCAGCGCGGCACAGGCACAGAGCGAGAGCUGCCCAGAAAGGGGCACACGCCAGCCCGGGGGUGCAUGGCAGAGGAAGGUGGGGUGAGCCCAGAAGGACAUCGCAGGCAGGCAGCCUGCACAGGGGUUCCAGCAUCAGAAAGCCUAACGUGCUUGGGAAACGGGCGGGCUCCACGGGCAGGGGUGAAAUGUGGGCUCUGAGGUGGCUAAGGCAGGAGGAUCGCUUAAGCCUUCCAAGUUGAGGCUGCAGUGAGCCGUGAUUGCAACACAGCACUCCAGACUGGGAGACAGAGCAAGACUGUCUUUGAAAAAAAAAUUAUAGUAAAUAAAUAAGGAGGCUGCUUGACUCAAACCCAGCCCCACUGUGUACCUGCUGUGUGACUCGGCCAGGAUCCCUCCCUUCACUGUGCCCACGUGGAAGAAGACGGCAAGGCCAGCCCUCACUGCAAGGGCCGAGGAGGCGGUGCCGAGCCCCUGCCGCUGCACGAACCUCAGCCGCUGUCGCUGCUCCCAAUUAGUCCGAUGCUUCUGCCCUUCCUUCCCAUAACCGAGCCUGCUGGAUGCCACAGCCUGAAGACUGGAGAUAGAGCUAGGCACUGCCCCGGUCACAGAGGAGAGUCCGUAGAGGCCUGCUCAGGAGCCCGGACCCCUGCUGGGUGGUGGGAAAUUUCUGUCAUCCUCAUGGCUCAAGGAUAACGUACCUGCCUGCAGAGAAGUGCAGAGGUCUUCUGACUGAAUGACUCUUCCCCUGCAAACUCCCCCAGGAUCAGGCUCCCAAGUGGAGAAAGCAGACCAUCAGCAGCCCCUCCCUCCACCUCCAGUCGCCAUCCCCCUCAAACAGGGGAAGGGUUUGAGGCCGGGGGAGAUCCCAGGCUCCAUGCUUUCUGUAAAUGUGUCUUCUUGGUGUGUAUGCAGGUUUGUUUUAUGUUUUGGCCGCUAAGACUUUCCCCAGC
Molecule: messenger RNA, 2668 nt
Organism: Sapajus apella (tufted capuchin)
Lineage: Eukaryota; Metazoa; Chordata; Mammalia; Primates; Cebidae
Gene: KDM8
Product: lysine demethylase 8
Exons: 8
Coding region: 310-1560 (416 amino acids)
Cellular component (GO): nucleus
Molecular function (GO): histone H3K36 demethylase activity
Source: RefSeq, a predicted model, not a curated record